Molecule: messenger RNA, 1774 nt
Organism: Telopea speciosissima
Lineage: Eukaryota; Viridiplantae; Streptophyta; Magnoliopsida; Proteales; Proteaceae
Product: galactan beta-1,4-galactosyltransferase GALS1
Exons: 3
Coding region: 271-1764 (497 amino acids)
Source: RefSeq, a predicted model, not a curated record
GUUGGCCACGUAGCUUGUGUAAUUUCGGUGAAGAACAGGGUCCAUUUCCUUUCUGGACAGUACUCUCAGGAUUACAUUGCCCUAAAAAGCCAAAAGGGAUGACCGGAUUCGAGAAAUCCUGAGAAUUGCCUUCCAUCAAUGUCCCUCACAUUCUGCUCUCUCACUCUCCACUGGAAGCCACUGGACUGACAUCACAGUGGCAAGUGGCAACAAACUGUGAAAGGGUAUCAUCAGAUUCUAACCUCACUUGCCGGAAUCAGGAAACAAGCAAUGAGAAAGGAAGGGCAACAGGUUACCGUUGUCGGUAACACAGCUGGGAAGAUCUCCGUCUGUUUCGAGACAAAACCCAUAGUGGCCACAUUAGUAGCCGUGACGCUGUUGAUGGUCAUUUGGAACCUCCAGCUCUACUACGAUAACCUCCUCUCCACCGCCCGUCGCUGCUCCUCCGCCGCUCUUACCACCCCAGUCUUUCCACCCAAUUCCCCCACUAAUUCAUCUAACGAGAAGAAGAAACUCUCCACCCUGGUCCCCAAACUCUCCGCCCCAAAGAUCGACCCGAACAAGCGCCUCUUCUACGCCUAUGGUAACGCUGCCUCUCUAUUCGUUCAAAUGGGUGCCUACCGUGGCGGUCCCAGAACCUUUGCCGUCGUCGGCCUCGCCUCCAAGCCACUUCACGUUUUUACCCGUCCCUGGUUCAAAUGCGAGUGGAUCUCCAACAACCGCUCCUCCCCCUCCAUUAGAGCUAAGGCCUAUAAAAUGCUACCCGAUUGGGGCUACGGUCGGGUGUAUACAGUUGUCGUCGUGAAUUGUACCUUCUCUGUAAAUCCUAAUGAGGAUAACUCCGGUGGGAAGCUCCAGCUCUACGCUUACUACAGCGAGUCGCCCAAAAGGUACGAGAAGAUGGUGGCUUUGGAGGAAGAACCAGGAUCUUACGACGAGUCCAAGUAUCGCCCUCCGUAUAAGUACGAGUACCUCUAUUGUGGGUCAUCUUUGUAUGGGAACCUGAGCGCUGCGAGGUUAAGGGAAUGGAUGGCCUACCAUGCUUGGUUCUUCGGGCCAAGCUCGCAUUUCGUGUUUCACGAUGCCGGAGGAGUUACGCCGGCAGUGAGGACCGCGCUGGAGCCAUGGGUGCGAGCCGGCAGGGUGACGGUUCAGGACAUUAGGGCGCAAUUAGAGUUUGAUGGAUACUACUAUAACCAAUUUCUAGUGGUGAACGACUGUUUGCACCGGUACCGACACGCUUCGAAUUGGACAUUUUACUUCGAUGUCGAUGAGUACAUAUAUCUGCCCGAUGGAAACACAUUGGAAUCGGUUCUGCAGGAGUUUUCUGAUAAUACCCAGUUCACGAUUGAGCAGAAUCCCAUGUCCAGUAAGCUCUGUUUGAAUGAUUCCACGCAGGAUUACUCAAAGCAAUGGGGGUUCGAGAAGCUGCUGUUCAGGGAGUCUCGCACAGGAAUCAGGAGAGAUAGGAAGUACGCUAUACAGGCGAGGAAUGCAUUCUCGACGGGAGUGCACAUGUCGGAGAACGUAAUAGGGAAAACGCUGCACAAGACGGAGACAAAGAUCCGAUACUACCAUUACCACAAUUCAAUAUCGGUGGAAGGGGAACCAUGCCGGGAGUUUGUCCCAAUGUCCAAAAAGAAUAAUAAGAGCGAAGUGACAUGGUACGAUAAGUUGCCCUACGUAUACGACGAUAACAUGAAGAAGGUAGCCAACACCAUUAAGGAGUUCGAGGAGAAAACCAUCGGAGUAGUUCAGUUGUAGACAAAAUUCU